UGUGAAUUGGCAUCUACAAAAUCCUCUCACCACAUAUAUAAUCCCAUUUUCCUCACCCCACACACAUAACACACCGUUUCUCUGCUCUUCCGCCACCAUGAACAACCGCGAUUGGGUUGAAGCUGCUCUUAUGAACCAGUCCGUGGUGGCUGAGCUGCUGAUUCGGCUCAAGUACUCCGACCCCGCCCCGAUGCGGAGCUCUCAUGGAGUUGCCGUCGACUGGAGCGUCCGACAGCGUCGCUCCAAGCAGAUACUCAAGGAAAAAGGCGAGCCCGCCAGAGACAGCCCCAGUACGCCGCUUUCUUGGAGAAGCGCCACCUCCGCUAGCGGUGGCGCUACGGACGUCGAGGAUUCCACCCGAGCCGAUAAGGCAUCCGACAUGAGAUCUAAGAAUAUUGCUGUCGGUGAAUCAUCUAACAUCAGGAAGCAACGAAAGAGAAAGACUUUUGCUGAACUUAAAGAGGAGGAGGAGUUGCUGCUGAAGGAAAGGAAUCAUCUGCAGAUGGAACUGCAAACUUUCACUAUGAAUUUGAAAAAACAGAGAGCAAAAAAUGAACACUUGAAAAGAGUGAAGCUUGGUACACAAUCACCUCCUGCAAAGAAGGCAGUUGCCCCAUCUCUUGCAUUCAAACCUGUGGCUGAUCAACCUCAUAAACAGAAAGCCGCUUGUGAUCUGAGUCACCCAGCUCCAAUGGUGCCCACAACAGUCAUAGGCAGUGGUGAGUAUGCUGUACCACACCAAUAUUUACCUAAUGGUUCUUCAAAAGUUCAAGCUGUAGUGAAAAAGGAGCCUAGAUUCCUGCUACCUGACCUAAACCGGCCUCUGGAGGAGGAUUUCAGCUCUUAGGGUAUAUGGGAAUGAGCCAAGUGAUAAAUUUUAUAGGGAUGUUCCUUUGGUAAAUGAAGUGGAACCAAGAUCGGCGAAAAGGUUUAAUGCUUAAUAAAGGAGUAGCCCAAUUAUGAUAAAGAUUAGUUCUUGUAAUUACAGAAGCAUGUGGCUUUGCCAGAUCUUGAGUAGACUGGAAGUUUUUAAAUUUCUUUUACACAGGAAGGUAGUGGGGCAGUGUAGAGAUCCUAACCCAGUAGACCCAAUCACAUUCUUUUCUUUCACAGUUAGGGCCAACCCUCAUUCCUUCUGUUUUCAUUUGGAAAAAACUACAUAUAAUGAGUAAUUCUUUCUAUUGAUAAUCUAAUGCUUGGACAUCUUCAAUUCUGAAUUUGACUUGGUUCUGCAUGUCCUUUUUUAUUUUA
Messenger RNA from Vitis riparia (riverbank grape), 1251 nucleotides. RefSeq lists its product as uncharacterized. NCBI's taxonomy places the organism in Eukaryota, Viridiplantae, Streptophyta, Magnoliopsida, Vitales, Vitaceae. The transcript is spliced from 5 exons. The record is from RefSeq and is a predicted model, not a curated record. The coding region runs from base 98 to 847 and encodes 249 amino acids.